Thyridium curvatum is the source of this 1632-nucleotide messenger RNA. RefSeq lists its product as uncharacterized. The transcript is spliced from 3 exons. NCBI's taxonomy places the organism in Eukaryota, Fungi, Ascomycota, Sordariomycetes, Thyridiales, Thyridiaceae. The record is from RefSeq and is a predicted model, not a curated record. Gene Ontology annotation, molecular function: oxidoreductase activity. The coding region runs from base 1 to 1632 and encodes 543 amino acids.
AUGUCUCGCAUGCUCUCUGCUCAAGAGGUUCAGAAGCACAACAACCCGGAUGACCUUUGGAUCGCCGUAGACGGCAACGUAUACGACAUGACUGAAUUCACGCCAGAUCACCCAGGCGGCCCGGAGAUCAUCCUCCGGCACGCCGGCGGCGACGCCUCCGCCGCCUACAACGAGGUUCACGGGCCCUCGCUCAUCAAAGACCAUCUCCCUGCGGCCAAGCACAUCGGUUCCAUAGACGCCAGCACUCUUCCUCCGCCGCAGAGGCCACAACCGACACAGCAACAGCAACAGCCCAGCUUACCGUCAGGAGCCACCUCGUCCCAGCCCCCGGCACCGCCCAGCACCAAGCCGCCCCUGUCGACGCUGAUCAGCGCGCACGACUUCGCCGCCGCGGCCUCGCGCACCUUCACCCCGAAGGCCUGGGCCUUCGCCUCCUCGGCGGCCACGGACCUGCACACCCUGCGAGCCAACGCGGGCGCCUACGCCGCCGUGGGCCUGCGCCCGCGCGUCCUCGUCGACGUGAGCGGGCGGGCCGACACGUCGGCGCGCUUCCUCGGCCGGCGCGCGCGGCUCCCGCUCUUCGCGAGCCCGACCUCGAUGGGCCGGCAGUUCCACCCGGAGGGCGAGCGGGAGGUCGCGCGCGGGUGCGCCGCGGCGGGCGUCCCGCAGUGCGUGUCGACCAGCGCGUCGUUCCCGCUGCGCGAGAUCGUCGCCGCGGGCCGGGAGCGGAGCCGCGGGCGGCGGCAGCAGCAGCAAGAAGAGCAGCCCGUGGUGUACUUCCAGCUCUACGUCGACAGGGACCGGCGCAGGUCGGAGGCGCUGCUGCGCGAGGCGGCGGCGCAGGGCGCGGCGGCCGUGUUCCUGACCGUCGACGCGCCCGUGCCGGGCAAGCGCGAGGCCGACGAGCGGGUGCAGCUCGACGCCGCCGCCGCCGCCGUCGCGACGCCCAUGACGGGCCUGGCGGGCACGGCGGCGCGCGGCGACGCCAAGGGCGGCGCGCUGGGCCGCAUCAUGGCCCGCUUCAUCGACGACUCGGUCUCCUGGCGCGACGUGGCCUGGAUCCGGCGGACCGUCCCCGGCGUGCCGGUCGUGCUCAAGGGCGUGCAGACGUGGAUGGACGCCGUGGCGGCGGCCGAGGCCGGCGUCGACGGCAUCGUGCUGUCCAACCACGGCGGGCGCAGCCUGGACACCUCGCCGGCGCCCCUGCUCGUGCUGCUCGAGCUGCACAGGAACUGCCCCGCCGUGUUCGACCGGCUCGAGGUCUUUGUCGACGGCGGGAUCACGAGGGGCACCGACAUCUUCAAGGCGCUGUGCCUGGGCGCCAAGGCCGUGGGCGUCGGCAGGGGCAUCCUGUACGGCGUGAACUACGGCGAGGAGGGGAUUGUGCGGUACAUCGACAGACGAGUUGGAGACGACGAUGAAGAUGUGCGGCGUGACGAGUCUGGACCAGGUUCAUCCUGGCCUGGUGAAUACUCUGGCCGUGGAUCAUCUCAUUCCCGGUCCAGAGAUACAUCCAGAAACCUCGAAGUUAAACGCACUUCAGAUCUUGGGGCGUCCAAGACAUGUCACCGCUUCACCACCGGAUAUGAGGCCGAUCGAGAAGCAUUGUCACCAUCCACCGUUACUCAAUAG